AUGGCCUCCAGGAAACGAUCUGGAUCUGGCACAAAACGGCCAAAAGAAAAAGUAGUGCACAUCUACGAACUGUUAUGCCGUGGCGAGGAUCCAAAACGGCAAAGUGCACAGUUUUGGGAGGAAUUUUUUUUACUGCAACCAAACAUAGAUAUGCUGGAGGCGGAAUUGAUUAAACUCACGCCAGAACAAUAUGCGUCCUGCAAGAGCAAUGUGCAGCAGUUAUUCGCGGAGUGUAUAAACAUACUUUCGUCGGGCAACUCGAAGCGCGUUCAUAAUGCUUUGCAAACAAUAAGCGUAUUUAUACACGUACUUUUUCGCAAACAAUCAAUCAGUGGCGCUGGUGGAGCAGGCGGCGACCACGGGAUUGUUAGUGGGUUAAGCAUAAACAAUGCUCCUUCGUUUAUUACCUUGAGUGAUAUACAAGAGGAUAUGCGCAUUUUGUUAAAACAUUUGUAUGAAAUUUUGGUGUGUAAUGUUACGCCUGAUCGUCCAAAAGAGCUGUGUCUAAAAAUUUUAUUAAUAAUCGCUACCGGAAUGGAUAAUGUCAACGACAAUCUGCUGAUUGAGUACAUCAUAGGAAGAAAUGUGUUUGAGGCGUUCAAAAAAAUAUUAAGCGAUUCCACUUUGCGAAAUUUGCACGGUCACGAUGUGGUUACGUUGCUUACAAUACUGGUAAACUAUCGCAAACAUGAGGGAGGUAAUCCGUAUGUGGUGGAAUUAUCGCUGUUAGCCGAUGAGUUUGCUUUGAAUGGCUACGGACAAGUCAUAUCUUGCGUAUUAACGAUGUUUUGUAAGCAGCAUCUGCUACAUCCAACGGAAUUACCUUCGUCUUCAUCCUGGUUUUCUUCGUUAUCUAGUAUAGUUGGAAACAUGUUCAUAUCUGAUGAAUUGUGCUACCGCAGUCAACAGAUCAGAGCAAAUAACGCACUCCUACUUGCGCUGUACGAGGCUGUUCAUUUGAACAGAAAUUUCAUCACUACUCUAGCACACACGCAAGCAGAUUCAACGCCUCCUUCACCUUGCAACACUUUGAACAUUAACGAUGGUACUCCUGACUUAUCUGCGGCAGCCAUUCUUGAUGCUGCUCAUUAUUCCACUAACCUUUUUGUUGCCCUCUUUCAAUAUUGCUCAAUUGUAAUGCAGGAUCAUAAAAGUGAAUUGAGUGCGACAAAUCUGAAGCUUUGCUUGCUGAUCUUGACUUGCAUUGCGGAAGAUCAGUACGCUAACUCGAUGAUGCAUGACACAAACCUUACGUUUAAGGUUUCCUUACAUCGCGCGCAUAUGAGGCACAGAAAACUGGCAUCGGAGAAAAUUUCUAAGCCUCAGCCCCUAGCCACAACGUUACUUGAUCUUUUAGUUGAAUUCAUCGUUACACAUCUGUUAAAAAAAUUCCCAAUAGAGCUAUAUCUGCUGUGUAUCGGAAUAAUUCAUAGAAUAAUCAUUUAUCAAAAGCGAUGCCGUGUGCGACUUGCAUAUCAAUGGAAAGAGUUAUGGACUGCAAUGAUAAGUUUGUUAAAAUUUCUCAUAUACCAAGAGCAAAAUCUUAUGAAAAAGUGCAAUAUUUUCGAUUUAGCAUUACAGGUAAUUAAUAUUUUCAAUCUUUUUAUUACGUAUGGUGAUAUGUUUUUAGCAACAACGAACAGUUAUGAUGAACUCUACUAUGAGCUGAAUCGAGAGGAAAAGGUGUUUUGUGAAUUACACGCAAUGGUAUUAAGAUACGCUUCUAUGCAUGACUGCGAAUACAAGGAGGAUUCAAUCCGCCUUCUGAAUGCACUUUCCAACAUCCUUGCCAUUAUAAAGCAUUUCCAGAUAAAAAUUAAAGAAUGGCUUGCUAGCCAAAGUCUAUCGACACCCACGGAACAACAAAUAUUAGAGCAAAUUCAAAAGAAUUACGAUCUUACCUUGAAGCUUCAAGACAGCCUUGACCAAUACGAGCGGUAUAGUGAAAGACCAAAGCAUGUGUUAUUUUUCGCCAAUUUGGUGAAAGAAGUAAUAUUUGACACAAGGAAAACAGUUUACUAUUUAGUAAAGGAGUGUAACAAAAGUAAUGCUGUUGAUUGUUCGGGAAGUGCUGUUGUUGGAAGUGAGAUGUCCUGUCCAUCGGAAGUUACAGAUUUAGGAAUGUUACACUUCGCUAGUUGAACGAUUAUAUUGCGCUUUCUGUUUUUAAAAUAAUAAAAAUCUGGAAAAAAACAGAUACAGAUCGAACCAAAAUAC
Anopheles nili is the source of this 2217-nucleotide messenger RNA. RefSeq names its product armadillo-like helical domain-containing protein 3. The coding region runs from base 1 to 2142 and encodes 713 amino acids. Gene Ontology annotation, cellular component: cytosol. The transcript has 6 exons. Gene Ontology annotation, biological process: regulation of Golgi organization. The record is from RefSeq and is a predicted model, not a curated record. Lineage: Eukaryota; Metazoa; Arthropoda; Insecta; Diptera; Culicidae.